This is a messenger RNA of Arachis ipaensis, 945 nucleotides long. RefSeq lists its product as uncharacterized. Gene Ontology annotation, molecular function: protein dimerization activity. The record is from RefSeq and is a predicted model, not a curated record. Lineage: Eukaryota; Viridiplantae; Streptophyta; Magnoliopsida; Fabales; Fabaceae.
AUGUUUACUGCUACCAAUAUUGUUCUCAAUAAUAUCAUUGAAGACGGGACAACUUAUGCACAAAGAGGUGAGGCUUAUGGUGUUAGUAAAAUAUUAUUGUCAUUUGAAUUUGUUUUCACUUUGCACUUGAUGAAAGAGAUUAUGGAAAUCACUAAUGUUCUUUGUCAAGCACUGCAACAACAAUCUCAAGAUAUUCUUAAUGCAAUGCAUAUUGUUUUUACAUCAAAGUUACUUCUUCAACAAUUAAGAGAUGGUGGAUGGUGCAAUUUUCUUGCAAAUGUUAAAGAUUUUUGUGAAAAACAUGAAAUUGAAGUCCCUAAUAUGAGUGCACAAUAUGUUUUUAGAAGAGGUCGAUCUCGUCAACCAAGUGUGACAGUUGAGCAUCAUUAUCGAAUAGAUGUAUUCUUGGCAACAAUUGACUCUCAAAUACAAGAGUUGAAUAGUAGAUUUAAUGAGCAAACAAUAGAGCUUUUGACUUUGAGUUGUGCUUUGGAUCCUAAGGACAAUUUCAAAUCAUUUAAUAUUGAAGAAAUUAGCAAGUUAGCAGAGAAGUUUUAUCCCCUUGACUUUCCUUCUAAUGAGCUAAAUAUUUUGAAAUCUCAGUUGCAACAUUAUCAGCAUGAUAUACCAAAUCAUUUGAAAGGCAUUGGUACACUUUCUGAAUUGUGCAACAAGUUGCAAGAAACGGAAAAAUCAAGAACUUAUCACAUAGUUGAUAGAUUAAUACGUCUUGUUUUGACUCUACCAGUGUCUACAACAACAACAGAAAGAACUUUUUUAACAAUGAAAAUUGUUAAGACAAGACUCCGAAGUAAGAUAGCUGAUGAAUUUCUUGCAGACAAUUUGGUCAUUUAUAUAGAAAAAGAAUUAGCAGCUAUUUUCGACACAAAUUCAAUUAUAGAUGAUUUUGAAAAUAGAAAAAAACGUCGAAUAGCCUUUUCAUGA